AUAUAAAGUGUUAAUAAAAUUGUUAAUUAUAAUUUUUGAACAAAUUAGAAAAUUUUAAAUAAAUUUAUUUAUGUGGCAUGGUAAGACCCUUUUCUUUCCAUUUUAUGUUACAUUUUUUUGAAUGAUUAUUUUUAUAGAACACAGUAUAUAUAUGUAUAUACAUUGUAAUAUAUUACGAUUUAAUCAUAAAGCUAAUACUAAACUAAACGGUUUAAUACAUCCAUAGAAAUGUUUAUUGGGGAAAAAUUAAUGCCUCUAUGUAACAUUAGGUUGCAUUCUGCUAUUUUUACGAUAUAGAUGUUUCUAAACUUGCAAAAAUUUUACUUAUUAUUCGGUUAAUAUGGAUGAGGUGGAAGUGGAAACAUUUAAUGUAAAUCAGUUUAUAAAAGAGGAGAGUAUCGAUUUGAGGAAUUUGGAGUUAAAUAAAUUUUAUAGGAAGUUAGAUAAAUAUUUGGUUAAUGGUACCAAUAAAUCUUAUUAUUGUAAUACUGGUAUCAGUGACCCGAAAAUACGUAAUCUUUGUUAUUCACUUGAAAAUAGGAUAUUUGAGGAUUGGAAUAAUAUAUGUCCUACAUUAGGAAGUUCGAUACAUAAGUGUUAUGAUUAUCUGAAUUAUUGGCUAUAUGGUAAACUAUCAGAAUAUAAUACUCAGCCUUUAGAUUCAUUUCUGUUUUACCAAGGAUUGAAAAAUAUUUUUACAGAUAAAUUUACUAGUGCGCCAACUGGCACAUACAAUAAACAUUUUCAACAGGUAACAUACCAAGAUACGUUAAAAAAUAAAAAAGAAUUAUACGAUUUUUCAGAGUAUUAUGAUUAUAUAAUUAGUGUUAUCAAUGGGAAAUCCUGCCAGUACGUAUUGCAUAUUUUGCAAUUAUAUGAUAAUCUCAAAAAUGAAUACAGUAGUGAAUUAUCUAAAAGUUAUGUCAAAGAAUUCAAGUUUUUUCAAAAUAAAAUUAAUACAGAAAGCAAGUUAACUUCGUUAAUAGAAAAAUGUGGCAUGUAUUAUACACCUAGUGCAUCUGAGAGAGGUGAUGAUGAAAGGAGUCCCCUACUAAAAAAAAAUGUUAAAGUAGAAAAGCCAAUACAUGUUCAGAUGCCUUGGGACCUUAAUAUGAAUACCAUCCAAGCAGAAUUACCUUCAAAGGAAAUAUACGACAAACUUAAUAGGGUGGAAGAAUCGAUCAAAUAUGAUAACUAUUGCAAAAAUAUUGAUACAACGAAUCAUGAGCUAAAACCCCUUUGUAGAAAAAUUGUAAGAAAUUUAAAAAAUAUAUCAGAAAAUAAAAUAAUGCAAACUCUAAAUUACGGAGAUCGUUGUCUGCAUUUCAUUUUCUGGGCUUAUGAUGAAAUAGGGAAAAAAUUUAAUUGGUCCUGGAGAAAUGUUUACAGUAUACCUGAAGCAAAAGGUCUUUUUGAUGUAUGGAGUAAAGUUAGUAUGGAAGCAAUGAAAAGUGGAAAUACCCAUAGAGCACAUAUGGCAAGCCAUGACAUCAAUCGUCAUUGCAUAAUGAGAGAUCGUACGGGUUCUUGUAUAAAACAUAAAUUUAUAACAGGGACAGAAGAUAGUUAUGCGUUAGAAAACUAUAAAACGUGUUUGUUUUACAUUAACUGUUCUUCUAAUGAAUGUAAGGAAAUGAAAGCUUUGUAUGAUUAUUUUUACAAUUUUAGUGAUAUCAAAAAUAAAGUUACUACUAACAGUACGUGCUCAAUGUAUAACACGUAUCUUAAUUAUAUUGCUAAGCUAUAUGAAAAAUAUAGGAAGUCUUCUUAUGGUGAUUGCUGUUUAAGGGGCGAUUGUGAUGACUUUUUCAAAUGUGAUGAGGAUUUAAAUCCGAAGAAUUUGCAACAGUUAUCAGUAUGUGGUAAUGUCCAAGGAUAUGGUCCACGAGGUUUAACUUCACGUGCUGGUCAGGGUACAUAUGAAGUUUCUCAUCGUUCUAGGCAUGACCAGAGAAAUCCAGAUGAUAUAUUUUCUUAUGAUAUAGAUCCUUCUUAUUACGAUGAAGACUUUUACGGAUUAGAGUAUAUAGAUGAUGAACGAGUUAGUGACACAGUGCAUGCGGCUCAAGAUCAAAGCGCAGGAAAUAAUUGGCGGUUAUUCGAUUUUUCAGGUUAUAAAAUAAAUNAAGAUUAUUUACUAUAA
This is a messenger RNA of Plasmodium cynomolgi strain B, 2143 nucleotides long. RefSeq names its product VIR-like CYIR protein. The transcript is spliced from 4 exons. Bases 341 to 2143 code for a protein of 600 amino acids. NCBI's taxonomy places the organism in Eukaryota, Apicomplexa, Aconoidasida, Haemosporida, Plasmodiidae. The record is from RefSeq and is a predicted model, not a curated record.